AAAUCAAUGGUGUUAAAAUAGCAUUAUCGGUUCUUUCACAUGUUGUUGAUGAGUAUUACUUGCUGUGAGAUUUUCUGUGAAAUAAUGCGCGGAGAUUCUAUUCCGACUUACUUACUAAGCUGGCCAUUUGAUUAUCUAGAGAGAUGUUAUUAACAGCUUUUAUUAUAAUAAAUCUAGCAUAGCAGACACUGCUAAGCGCGUUAGACACCAGCCUUAGCGUAUAGAAGCUGAGAGUAUGGUACUACCACUUCAGUCAUUUAUUUUGACUUUAUCCGGGAAGCGGACCGUGUGUCCUAAUCCGCAACGUGUUACAUUGCCGCCGAUAGACCAUCGCAAGACAGUUUGGAUUUGAAAAAAUGUCGAUGUAGUCAUUGAAAAUGUUCCGACUACGCCAAUCACGGUUGGUGAAAUUAUGCGUGUUUGGGCUUCUCUUCGCCACAAUCUACGGGCUUUUCUCGCCAUGGAAAAUAGUUAUCGAGAUACGCUCUGCUUCUGCUCCACCAGACACGAUUCCAGACCCGACUUCAGACAUUGUCGUACAAGACGACAUUCCUAUUGAGAUUUUAGAGGAAUUCGUUAUAAACGACGACAUUGAGCAGAAUUUUGGGCCCCUUGAAGAAUCCUUCCAGAAGCUAAUUAGAGAGCCGCCGAAACCUCCAAAACGGUCUCGUGACGAGUCAAUAAAGCUGAUAUAUGACAGUAAAAGCCCUAAUGACUGGCUAGAUUUAGUAGAGGGUCACGAUGACCAUGGCUUGAUGGCUUUGACAAAAGUCACGCAGCGUUACAUCUACCAAAAGCAAAAUCCAUCUGGAUGCGAUGGACAGAAAUUUCUGAUUUUAAACAAGUUCCCUGGGGACGAUGCUUUUGGUCUUGGGGCAAUAGUGCAGCGCAUCUCUGACUACCUCUCAGUUGCCAUUCAGACCAACAGCAUUCUUCUGUAUUCCGAGGACUCAUCUCCUGGGGAGCAUUUUAUCCAAGAACCUGCAGAAGGGGGAGACGAGUCUUGUGGGAGGUCAUUGGAUUGCAUCUUCCAAAAACUGAGCAAAUGCAAGAGCAAAUCCCAAAAAGGAAUGGAAAGCAAAGUCCAGAGCGUCUUUGACAUGCCAGGUCAUGACACCGCAACAGUUAUUGACGCAGAAGCGUACCUUCAAAAACACGGAACCCAAAUUCCGCCCGUCUUCGAGGCCGCGUUGAGGUCGAUACAGCCUGACAUUACUAGCGAAAUGCUAAAGUACUGGUGGAGGGCCCAAGCCGCAGCGUACAUCAUGAGGCUUAAUAAAAAGGCUUCGGCUAGGAUGAAGGGAUUUCGGCUCGGUACAGACACUAAACAGCUGGGGAUACAAUGGGAUGUGAAUGGCCAACCUCAAGACGUGGACUUUCCAUUUCCCAUGCCAGAAGGUACCAUAAGCAUGCACGUGCGCCACGGCGACAAAGGAUCCGAAAUGCGCCUUGUGCCAUUCAAUGAUUACGUUGUUCGAGCAGAAAAGUUUACAGCGGAAAACCCUCUUGGCUCGUGGAAGCGGGCAUUCUUGUCGACAGAGGACCCAAACGUCAUCGAGCAGAUGAAAAGCAUGGCACGGGUGACCCCAUUCUCGUACAGUGGUAGCAAUGCAAGAUGGACGUGGUACUGGUCGGAAAUUCCGAGACUAAACACCAGCCCUGAAAUUCAACUGAGGGAAUUUGGGAAUAGAACAGACUUGACAAUCAAAUGGCUUCUUCAGCUUGUCAUGGCGAUUGAAUGCGAUGUGUUUGUUGGGACUCGAGGUUCGGGAUGGAAUCGCCUCAUCGACUCCCUUCGCUGUGUAUGGCUCGCUUCAUGCAAACAACCGUUCCUCGAAGUUGGACUUGAAAACGAUUGGGCUGGUUAUGGACCAUAGUGGGGUAUAGGGAUGGAGGUUUGUAUACAUGACGCUAGGGGACUGGUAUGAAAGUUAGAAAUGUAGUUUAGUGUCGACACUGUCCGAAAUGUGCCUAUACUUUUGUCACCAAAAGGCGACUAAAUUCUAUCCUUGCUGUUAUCUUGAGCUUCAGUAUGCUGUUGCUCUGGACAAGUUUAGCUAGGGCGAAGAGACAUUUAUUGUUUGGCCUGUCCAGCACACUUUGUGACUACCGUCCCUGGGACCCUGGGAUAUAUAGUUCCAUGUAGCACAAGUACAUAUUUCGGG
This is a messenger RNA of Pseudogymnoascus verrucosus, 2165 nucleotides long. RefSeq names its product mitochondrial inner membrane protein required for protein import. Bases 378 to 1877 code for a protein of 499 amino acids. Gene Ontology annotation, molecular function: alpha-(1->6)-fucosyltransferase activity. The record is from RefSeq and is a predicted model, not a curated record. Gene Ontology annotation, biological process: protein N-linked glycosylation. The transcript has 7 exons. Lineage: Eukaryota; Fungi; Ascomycota; Leotiomycetes; Thelebolales; Thelebolaceae.